Molecule: messenger RNA, 1406 nt
Organism: Myzus persicae (green peach aphid)
Lineage: Eukaryota; Metazoa; Arthropoda; Insecta; Hemiptera; Aphididae
Gene: Rpi
Product: ribose-5-phosphate isomerase
Exons: 8
Coding region: 336-1184 (282 amino acids)
Biological process (GO): D-ribose metabolic process; pentose-phosphate shunt, non-oxidative branch
Cellular component (GO): intracellular membrane-bounded organelle
Molecular function (GO): ribose-5-phosphate isomerase activity
Source: RefSeq, a predicted model, not a curated record
CGAUUAGUUGUCCGAAUGUUGUCUUGCGGUUAUCUGAAUAUUAUAUACUUUUAACUUUUAAGGCCACAUAUUUUGUUUAUACAUAAUACAUGUUACAACGAGUUUUAUUUUAAUACUAUGCACGCUCGUGUAUCACAAACAGUUCAGUAAAUUUAGAAGCGUUAAUUAUACAUGUUUUUUAAUUGUUAUCCUUUGCAACACUCUUGUUCAAAAUCAUAAAAAAACCAUUUUGUCUGUUGUCACCGUCUCAAGUCUUCUAACAAUUUCAAAAAAUUUCUGUUCAAAACUCGUGUCUUGUAAACCUGUUGGCUGAAUUUUCAUUGCGUCGUUCAUUGAUGCAAUUAGUGCUAUCCAAGUCAAUAAUUUCUGUCGUUGAUAAGUUUCGAUUGUCGUGCGGAAAGUAUUUCAUAAUGAGUGCUGUGAGUUUUACCGUAGGACCCAAAACUUGUUCGACGGCAGGCGUGGAUAUAUCUAAAAUGUGUGCCGCUCACCAAGCCAUCGAUAAGCAUGUUAAAGACGGCAUGAUACUGGGCAUUGGUAGCGGCUCGACAAUUGUGUAUGGUGUUCAACGAUUGGCACAAAGAACAAAAGACGAGAAUUUGUCUGUUGUUUGUGUGCCAACGUCAUAUCAGGCACGUCAGCUGAUUAUCGAUUACAAACUAACAUUGGGAAACCUAGACGCACACCCUAAAAUAGAUUGUACAAUUGAUGGAGCCGAUGAGAUUGAAAUUGGUACUUUGACUUGUAUAAAAGGUGGAGGAGGAUGUUUAACUCAAGAAAAAAUUGUAGCAUCAUGUUCUGAAAAAUUAAUAAUUGUUGCCGAUGAAGCUAAAGCGGUAAACCGUUUGGGUCAAAAAUGGAAGAAAGGUAUACCUAUUGAGGUAAUACCUAUGUCAUGUAAACCGAUUCAACAAAAAAUUGAAGGAAAGUAUGGAGGUGAAGCAAUUUUGAGGAUGUCUGCUGAUAAAGCAGGACCUUUGGUUACAGACAACGGUAACUUCAUAUUGGAUUGGGUUUUUCCUGAAAAAAAAUAUUGUUGGUCAUCCAUCCACAAUUACUUAAAACUAAUCCCAGGAGUGGUUGAGACUGGAUUAUUCAUUGAUAUGACAGAUGAAUGCUUGGUCGGCAAUCCACAAGGCAAUGUACAACUACUGAAGAAGACAGAACAGACGUUAGAGUUAUAGGUUAAAUCUAAUAUCUGUGUUCAAGUGUCUUAUAUUAUUUGAAUUGGAUAGCAUUCUCUCUAAAAUCUAAGUAUUAUGACUUUUUACUAACUUUUAAUUUUGUGUUGCUUAAAUCAAAUAAUGUUUUAGAUUUCUUAGAUCUUCAGAUACUGUUUUUAAAUAUAUUUCACAAUUUAAAUUAAUCGAUGAUAGAUUUAUCAUAUUUAUAAAAUAUUUUAUAUU